AUGUCCAAAGUUCCGCUAACUCAAAAAGCGUUGGUUUUCGACGCCUUCAACGGGCCUCUUGAAAUUCGAGAAAUUCCAGUUGGUGUUCCAGAAGAUGACGAGAUUCUGGUGCGAAUCAGAUAUUCUGGAAUUUGUCAUUCGGAUUUGCACAUUUGGAUGGGAGAUUUGGAGGCGAUUUCGAAGUUGCCGAUUAUUGGAGGACAUGAAGGAUCGGGAGAAGUUGUGAGGAUUGGGAAGAGUGUGAAGAAUUGGGAGAUUGGAGAGAAGGCGGGCAUUAAGGUGAGCUUGAAAAUCCAGGUGGCUAAAUUUUUGAAUUCAAAAUCUUGGGGCCAAAAAUACACGUUGCAAAACCUGAGAAUUCAAAUUUUUAUUCCUGAAAUCCACGUGGCAAAUUUUUGAAAUUCAAUUUUUCGGAGGUUCGAUAAGUUCUAGAAAUCCUGUGGAAAAUCCGGAAGGUCCAAGAUCUCCUGGGGAAGCUUCUGGAGAGAGAUUCUAGAGGUCCUGAUGAAGGUUCAGGAGAAUUUUCCGAACUUCCGGUAGAUCCUGGAGCUCCUGAUGUGAAGAAAAUUCUGAAGCUGCCGAAGCUCUUAAAAAUCCCUGCACUGGAUAUCUGGAUCCUGAAAAUGGUUCUGAAGGGUGUUCGAAAAUUCAAAAUUCAAAUUUUCGUAUCAAAAAUCCACGUGGCCAAAUUUGAAAAGUCCAAAUUUUCACUGUUUCAAAAAAUUUAUUUGAAUUUUUGGAAAUGAAUUUCGAAGAUUGCAAGUCCGUGUGUUUGAAGAAAUUAAAAACUGAAUGUUUUGCGCCAAAAAUCCAUGUGGCAAAUUUUCGAGAUUUUUCACUGUUUCAAAAAAUGUAUUUGAAAUUUUGAAAAUGAAUUUCGUAGAUCACAUCCAAAGAUUCAGCGAAAAUUAAAAUUUCAAAUUUUUAUUCCAAAAAUCCACGUGGAAAAUUUUCACUGUUUCAAAAAAUUGAUAUAAAUUUUUGGAAAUGAAAUUCGAAGAUUUUUGGUCCAAAUAGUAAAUAGCGAAAAUUAAAAAAAAUCCACGUGGCAAAAUUUUCGAAAUUUUUCACUGUUUCAAAAAAUUUAUUUGAAAUUUUGAAAAUGAAAUUCGAAGAUCACAAUCCAAGAUUCAGAUGAAAUUAAAAUUUCAAAUUUUUAUGCCAAAAAUCCACGUGGAAAAAUUUUCACUGUUUCAAAAAAAUUAUAUUCAUUUUUGAAAAUGAAUUUCGAAGAUCAUUAGUGAAAAUAGUUAAUAGCGAAAAUUUAAAAAAUAAUCCACGUGGAAAAUUUUCAAAAUUUUUCACUGUUUCAAAAAACUUCAUAUAAAUUUUUGAAAAUGAAAUUCGAAUAUCGUUAGUCAAAAUAUUUAUUUAAUAGCGAAAAUUGAAAAAAAAAACCACGUGGAAAAAAUUUUGAAAUUUUUCACUGUUUCAAAAAAUUGAUAUAAAUUUUUGAAAAUGAAAUUCGAAGAUCUCAAGCCAAUUAAAAUUUUAACUUUUUAUGCCGAAAAUCCACGUGGGAAAAUUUUACGCUUAAAACACGUGGAAAAUUUUCGAAAAUUUUCACUGUUUCAAAAAAGUGAUAUAAAUUUUUGAAAAUUAAAUUUGAAGAUACCGAGUUCUCCCCAUGUCGAUAUCAAAAUUAAAUAAACCUGACAAAAUUUAAAAAUUCUUCAGAAUUCCCGCCAAAAAAUCUAAUAAUUUUCCAGCUAAUGAACUUCAAUUGCAACAACUGUGAAUACUGUAAAAAAGGUCACGAACCUCUUUGUCAUCACAUAAAAAGUUAUGGCGUGGAUUGUCCAGGAACUUAUCAAGAAUAUAUCACAAUUCGAGGAGUUGAUGCAACUAAAAUUGAUCCGGAAAUGGAUUUGGCAGAAGCUGCGCCGAUUUUAUGUGCUGGGGUUACGGUGUAUAAAGCGUUGAAGGUAGGGAAUUUUCUAGAGACCCUAAAUCCACAUUUUUCUUCCAGGAAUCCCAUGUUCUUCCCGGCCAAAUUGUUGUUUUAACUGGAGCUGGUGGCGGUUUGGGAAGUUUGGCGAUUCAAUAUGCAAAAGCUAUGGGAAUGAGAGUUGUGGCAAUUGAUCAUGAAAGUAAAAAGGAACAUUGUUUGGGAUUGGGAGCCGAAUGGUUUAUUGAUGCUUUUGGGACUAAGGAUAUUGUGGAGAGAGUUAGAGAGGUUGGUUUUUUUUGGAAAAAGAUAGUUCACGAAAAUUUUCUAAAACGUCAUUGAAAAUUUUCAAAUCUAAAAUUUCAUACAAUUUUUUUGAAACAGUGAAAAAUGUUUUCACAAUUUUUUUUCAAAUAAAAUCGUUCACGAAAAAUUUCUACAAACUAUUGAAGAAUCUUCGAAACUGAAACCUAAAAUUUUUUAUAAUUUUUUUGAAACAGUGAGAAAUUUUGAAACAUAUUUUUUGUUAGGAAUUUUAUUAAAGUUUUUUUUUGGAAAAAAAUCGUUCACGAAAAUUUUCCUGCCAAAGAACAAAUCAACUAUCUUCAAAUUUUAUUUCUAAAAUUUUAUAUGAUUUUUUCUGAAACAGUGAGAAAUAUUUUCACAAUUUUUUUUGGAAAAAAAAUAGUUCAUGAAAAUUUUCCUUCCCAAGUACGAAUCAAUUAUCUGAAAAAUCUGAGAUCUAAACGUUUAUAUAAUUUUUUUGAAACAGUGAGAAAUUUUCUAACAUAUUUUUUGUUAGGAAUUUUUCACAAGUUUUAUUUGAGAAAAAUAAUUCACAACGAUUUUCUCAGACUAUAUCACCUAUACACAUGGAAUCUUCAAAUUUAAUUUCUAAAAAUUUAUAUGAUUUUUUUGAAACAGUGGGAAAUUUUAAAAUUAAAAUUUAUUUUUAGCAACGUUUUCACAAGUUUUAUUUUGGAGAAAAAUAGUUCCCGAAAAUUUUCCUAAACGUACUUACAAUUAAUUAUUGAUUCAUCUUCAAAUCUGAAAACUAAAAUUUUAUAUGAUUUUUUUGAAACAGUGAGAAAUUUUAAAAUUAAAAUUUAUUUUUAGCAACGUUUUCACAAGUUUUUUUUGGAAAAAAUAGUUCAUAACGUUUUUUUCAGACGGAAACUUCAAAUUUAAUUUAUAAAAUUUUAUAUGCUUUUUUUGAAACAGUGAUGUUUUCACAAAUUUUUUUUCAAAAAAAAUAUCGUUCACGAAAAAUUUCCACAAACGGCCAUAUUCUCGCAGAAUCUUCAAAUUUUAUUUCUAAAAUUUUAUACAAUUUUUUUGAAACAGUGAGAAAUUUUCAAAUAGAUUUUUUGUUAGCGAUUUUUUCUUACAAGUUUUUUUUUUGAAAAAAAGUUCACAACGAUUUUCUCACACAAUUUCACUGAAUGGAAUCUUCAAAUUUGAUUUCUGAAAUUUUAUAUGCUUUUUUUGAAACAGUGAGAAAUUUUGAAACAUAUUUUUUGUUAGGAAUUUUAUUGAAAAGUUUUUUUUGAAAAAAAAUAGUUCACGGUAAUUUUACUGCCAAAGUAUGUACAGAUUAAAAAUCUUCAAAACCGAAAUCUAAAAUUGUAUAUAAUUCUUUUGAAACAGUGAGGAAUUUUUUCACAAGUUUUUAUUUUGAAAAAAUAGUUCACGAUAAUUUUCCUGGCUAAGAACAAGUCGAUCAUCUUUAAAUUUGAAAUCUAGAAAUUUAUAUUUUUUUUGAAACAGUGAGAAAUUUUUUCACAAGUUUUUUUUAAAGAAAAUAGUUCCCGAAAAUUUUCCCAAACACCGUUAUUUGAAAAUCUUCAAAUCUGGAAUCUAGAAUUUUAUAUAAUUUUUUUGAAACAGUGAAAAAUUUUGAAACUUAGAUUUUUUUUUUCAAGUUUUUUUUUGGAAAAAAAAAAUUCACGAAAAUUUUCCUAACCCAAAUUAUUGAUAAAUCUUCAAAACUGAAAUCUAAAAUUUUAUUAAUUUUUUUGAAACAGUGAAAAAUUUUAGAAUUAAAAUUUAUUUUUAGCGACAUUUUCACAAUUUUUUUGAAAAAAAUAGUUCCCGACGAUUUUCUCAGACGGAAUCUUCAAAUUUAAUAAAAUUCAAAUUUAAAAUAAAAUUUUAUAUGCUUUUUUUGAAACAGUGAGAAAUGUUUUCACAUUUUUUUUUGAAAUAAAAAUCGUUCACGAAAAAUCUCUACAAAUUAUUGAAAAAUCUUCAAAUCUGAAAUCUAGAAUUUUAUAUGAUUUUUUUGAAACAGUGAGAAAUUUUAAAAUUUAUUUUUAUUUUGAGCAACGUUUUCACAAUUUUUUUUGUAAAAAAAAUAGUUCACGAAAAUUUUCCCAAACCUUAUUAUUGGAAAAUCUUCAAAACUGAAAUCUAAAAUUUUAUAUAAUUUCUUUGAAACAGUGAGAAAUUUAAAAUUUAUUUUUAUUUUCAGCAACGUUUUCACAAUUUUUUUUGAAAAAAUAGUUCACGAUAAUUUUCCUUCCCAAGUACGAAUCAAUUAUCUUCAAAACUGGAAUCUAGAAUUUUUUAUAAAUUUUUUGAAACAGUGAAAAAUUUUCAAACAUAUUUUUUGUUAGGAAUUUUUUACAAGUUAAAAAAGUUCACAACGAUUUUCUCAGACUAUAUCACCUAUAUCACACAUGGAAUUUUCAAAUUUGAUUUCUAAAAUUUUAUGUGAUUUUUUUGAAUCAGUGAGAAAUUUUCAAACAGAUUUUUUGUUAGGAAUUUUAUUAAAAAGUUUUUUUUUUGAAAAAAUAGUUCACGAUAAUUCUCCUGCCAAAGUACAGAUUAAAAAUCUUCAAAUCUGAAAUCUAAAAUUUUAUACAAUUUUUUUGAAACAGUGAGAAAUUACGAGAAUUGAAAACUGAUUUUUUUUCUUGGAAAAUUCGGGAUUUUUCCGUGUAUUUCACAUAAUUAAGAAAUAUUUUUCGAAAUUUUCUCAUUUUAAAAAUUUUGAAUGAAUUACAUCAUUUUUCCAAGAAAAUUAGUAUUUUCUUGCGCUUUUUGAGAUUUCAAAAAUUUCAAAUUUGGGAGAAUCUCAACCGUAAUUUAUCUGUGAGUUGUAAUUCACAAAUGCUAUAAUGUUUUUUUGAAACAGUGAAAAUUAUUGACUCUCAAAAAUGUUCGAAAUUCAACGUUGAACAAGACAAUUUUGAACAUUUAUAUCUUGCACACAACACGAUAUUUCAAAACUGAUUUGAAAGUCUCAUAAUUAUUUUUGAAGUAGAACAUUUUCGUAUUUAUCAAUCAGUGAGUUCCAGUUUUGAAAAUGAUGUAUGAUUUUUUUGAAACAGUGAAAAAUUUUGAAAGAUUUUUCAGUUUUCUUCAAAAGCUGAACUUUUCAUUCGAAAAAACUGCACACAGAAAUGUUUGAGAUAUAUUUUCGAAAUUUUUUAAUGAUAUUUUGAAACAGUGAACAAUUCUGGAAGCUUGAAAAAUUUGAUUUUGAACUUUUUAAAAUUUCGAAAGUUGAAACUGUUAUAAUUGAUUUUUGAAACAGUAAAAAAUUUCUAAAACUCAAAAACUUUCAAGUUCAAGAAAAUUUUGGAUCCGCAAAGGUUCACAAAAUAAUCUUCGAAAAUUGAUUUCAAAAUUUUUAAAUCCAUUUUUUGAAACAGUGAAAAAUUGUGGAAGAUUUAUCUUCAAAAACUGACUUGAAACUUUUAAAUAUAAUUUUUUGAAACAGUGAGAAAUGUUUUCACAAGUUUUUUUUUUGAAAAAUAGUUCACAACGAUUUUCUCGGAGGAAAUCACCUUGUGGAAUCUUCAAAUCUGAUUUCUAAAAUUUCAUAUGCUUUUUUUGAAACAGUGAAAAAUUUCGUGAAUUAAAAAUUGAUUUUUUCCCGAAAAAUGGAACUUUUCCGAGUUCACAUGAAUAAUUUUCUUCUCUGUUUUUCAAAAAAAAAAAUCUUCUGGGAACUUUUUUUGAGGAAUGAAUUUUAGAUUUAUUCGAAGAAUAGUUCAUGUGAAUAAUUUUCAUCAUUUUUUGAAUUUGUGGAACGAUCGAUCUUCAAAAAAUGAUUUGAAAAUUUUAAAUCCAUUUUUUGAAACAGUGAAUUUUUCAGAAAUUUUGAAAAUUCAAAUUUUUCUCAACAAAAAAUCCCCAAUCUUUCCAGCUAACCAACGGCGGUCCACACGGUGUCAUAAACUUCGCCGUCGCCAAAAAAGCCAUGGAAAAUGCAGUGCAAUAUGUUCGCAAACGUGGUACCGUAGUCCUUGUCGCAAUUCCAAAAGAUUCAAAAAUCGAAAUCGAUACAACUCAUCUUAUUUUCAAUAUGAUCACAAUUAAAGGCUCAAUUGUUGGGUCUCGUUUGGAUGUUGAUGAAGCUAUGGAAUUUGUGAAACGGGGAAUUGUAAAGGUUCCGAUUGAACUUGUUAGAUUGCAAGAUGUUCGAGAGAUUUAUCAGAAAAUGUUGGAGGGGAAGAUCAGUAGUCGAGCUGUUGUAGAUUUUUCAUUGAUUUGA
This is a messenger RNA of Caenorhabditis angaria, 6389 nucleotides long. NCBI's taxonomy places the organism in Eukaryota, Metazoa, Nematoda, Chromadorea, Rhabditida, Rhabditidae. The record is from the annotation of a GenBank genome assembly.